Molecule: messenger RNA, 1407 nt
Organism: Eriocheir sinensis (Chinese mitten crab)
Lineage: Eukaryota; Metazoa; Arthropoda; Malacostraca; Decapoda; Varunidae
Exons: 2
Coding region: 1-1266 (421 amino acids)
Source: RefSeq, a predicted model, not a curated record
AUGUCUGAUGUCCCGAGCGGUGCCCACGGUACUCGGCUGUCGGGCACGGAGGUAACCCCUGGCCGUAGUAAGGAUGUGAGGAAAGAAUCCUCGCAUAUGGGAGGCUCAUCUGCGUCCAGGAGCGGCUCUUCCCACCGGGAUUGUUCACGAAAGAGCCGACAGCAUGCCCGGGAUCACGUGACUGGCAGUGGAGGCGAAUCUGCCCCUCCACCUAACCUCUCUCUGCCUUCCACCUCACGGGAGGAAGCUAGUGCUCCGGAUUGGAAGCUGCUGAUGAACACUUUGCUUGCCUUGCGGGGCAAUGUGGAGAAGUUGAAGGAGAGCAGCGGGGCUACUGGCGGGGGCGCUGAUGUCUCCGCCACCCUUGACAGUGUAAACACGCCCGUGGAGGUGCCUUGUUCUGGUUCGGCCGCAGGGUUUUCUGGGUUUAAGUCGCCUGACCAUCGUGUGUCUAGUGAUGAUGACUCUCAAGAUGACAUUGUGCCAGGUAGUGUCCUCCUGCAGUGCGCCAAGACUUACGGACCUGUGGACGAUGUUUCUGUUGACAUUGACAAGCAGGUCGCAGACAUGGUGAACCAUGUGUUCGACAACGGCUUGCGAGACGAGGAGUACAAGGAGAUUUUGGAUGAUGACUCUGCCAGGAGGCCCGGUAACUGUCACGCUUUGGCUCCUGUAGAUUGUAACUCGCAAGUUUUGGAUGCGCUGAAGGCAGAUGCCAAAAAGGGGGAUUUUUGCAUGAAAGAGGUAAGCAAGGACAUCAUCAAAGCUGCCACUAUUCUGACUAAGUCCCUCACAGUGCUGGAUAGGAUUGCCCAGGAUGGCCGUCCAGAUGUGGCCCAUGAAGUAGGCAUGCUGAAUGGUGCUCUGGCAUUGCUUGGUCAUGCCAACCAUAGGAACAAUCUGGCCCGUCGCUUCGUCAUCAAGCGCGAGAUUAAUCAGAGGUACUCUCACCUGUGCUCUGACAAGGUGCCUAUGACUAGAUUUUUGUUUGGUGAUGACGUGUCCCAAUCUGCCAAGAACAUUGAGGACUCUGAGAAGCUGAAGAACAAGAUCAUUAUGAAGAAACCGCUACCCACUUGGAAAUUUGGUGCGGGGAAGGUCAGAGGCUCCUUCAGAAAGUUCCCCUACAAAGGAUUGGCAUCCAAGUUCCACCCUUAUGGACAGCGGACAUAUGGACACCGGAGUGAUCACCGGCAGCCCUACUCACGGCAGGGCUCGGAGGCAAAAAACUCGCGAGGCCGGGGACGCAGCAAUCCCCAGCAAUAAAUCAGAUGCCUCCACAAAAUACGAGCAGAGGCAGCAAGGGGAUGGUUGAUUGUGCCAGUGUGGCCAUCCCAACCGUGGAUGGGGACUCUGCUCAGGAUGCUCGUUCAGGAACCGCGCCUCAUACUGAGAGGGAUGAACACA